Molecule: messenger RNA, 1299 nt
Organism: Talaromyces proteolyticus
Lineage: Eukaryota; Fungi; Ascomycota; Eurotiomycetes; Eurotiales; Trichocomaceae
Product: Fip1 motif-domain-containing protein
Exons: 3
Coding region: 49-1029 (326 amino acids)
Cellular component (GO): mRNA cleavage and polyadenylation specificity factor complex
Molecular function (GO): RNA binding
Source: RefSeq, a predicted model, not a curated record
CAACAACACCCCGCAGCUUUUGAUUAACACUCACGCCCUAUAUUUACCAUGGACGAAGAUGACGAUGAUCUCUAUGACCCCGCCGACUCGUUCCCACCUCAGCAUGAAGUGAACGGGCAUGCUCAGACGGCAGGAAAUGCGAACGCGGCGGAUGAACCCUACGAGCUUGAAGAGGAAGAGGAAGAAGACGAUGAUGAUGAUUUCAAUAUCAUUACAGAAGCCCCGGCAGACUCAGCUUCAAAUCUUGCACAUCUGCGAAAUGUCGCUGCAGUCAACGAGCCUCACCGAUCUGCUUCAGCCGAUAUAAAACCAUCCACGCCGUCUGUUCCCAUAAAAACCGAAAGUGUUACACCGGCGCCUGGUCAAGGCAGACCAGUAGCGACACUGAAGCCUGGCACCGAAUAUCCUGCUAUACGCACAUCGACGAUCGAUGUUGAUGCCGACCCAAUCCACCCAGCUACUGGAAAGCCAGUGACUGCAACGGAUUUGGAUGCAGAUUUCCCAACAGAGGACGACAAGCCGUGGCGAAGACCUGGGUCUGACAUUACAGAUUUUUUCAACUACGGCUUCGACGAGUUUACGUGGGCUAGCUAUUGUCUCAAACAACAAGAAUUGCGCAGAGAGGUUACGGACCAGAAGAAGCAAUUGGAUGACAUGCAAAACUUCAUGACUAUGGGUGGAAUGCCUGGGAUGCCUGGAGCUCCUCCGCCUGCCCCCACGCCGUCAGCUCAAGGUGGAGGCGGUGGAGGAAUGGCCGGAAUGCCUGGGAUGCCAGGGAUGCCAGAUAUGUCUCCUGAUAUGAUGCAGGGUAUGCUUGCCGGUAUGAUGGCUCAGGGUCUCGAUCCGUCGUCCAUGGACCCGAUGGCCUUUAUGCAGCAUGCGCAAGCCAUGAUGGGACAGCCCGGCGGAGGACAGCAGAAUCAAGGGUACGGGGGACAGGGUCAGCAGCAAAUGGGCUACGGUGGUUACAAUCAGCAGGGAGGAUACGGCGGAGGCGGCGGCAGAGGACGAGGGAACCGUAGAUGGUGAUAUGGACGUGCAAUACAUGUAUUUUUCCAGGCUGGACGGGUUUGGCGUUGGUUUUCAUAUAUCGUUAUCCCAUUUAGCUGUUAUCUUUCAAAAAGACGAAGAUAUGCCAGAUAAUGAAGCAAUUCUCUGGAAGACAGGUAGUUAGUAAGUGAUAGGGAACGAGCCCCUUUGGCGGCCACCCUCGGCUUUGCCUUCCGCAGCGGCCGGGUUCUCCCCAAGUCUUGGCAUUCUGGAAAUUUCUCGCUCGCGACAGUCGGAGCACCUCUCGAU